CAAACAGUUCUCCGCGUGUCGCCGUCCCGGUGUGUCGCGAUUGUCCCGCGCACGAGAGUCGACGGCGCCGUACCACGUUCGGUGGUAUAAUUUUUUCCAAAUAUUAUAUACUUUCGUUACCGUGGUUAGUUCAUGGAAAUAAAUGUAUAAAAAAAAAAAAAACCGAUCGUUUCAAUAGUUACAAUAUAGGUAUCUCUAACGCUGCACACAGAUCGAAGUACUAUUAUAAUUAUUAUUAUUUCGUAGAAAUUUAUUAUAAUACGAACCGUGUGUAAAAAGGGAGUCACAGGCAUCGGUUCGGUUCGUGUUUUAUCGGGGAAAAAAAUAUAAUAAAAUAAAAAUGGACCGCUGUGAUGCAAAACCUGACGGAGACGGACACUAGAUUGUUGAACUAAAAAAUAGUAACAAAACAAAGGAUAACAACAUACACAGAUGGGGUUCUUCACUAUUGUCUUACUAUAUUGCUUGUCAAGUGCAACAGGUCACUUGAAUGUGUUUAUCAGUCAAAAAGAAGUCAAAAGGAUUAUGGGUCUAUCAUCUGAGCUCUACUAUGUUCGUGAUGGGGUUGUGAAUACAUACGCGAUGAAUUUUGAAGUACCAGUUCCUGCGAAUAUUGGUGAACUUGAGUUUUGCUGGCAAUCACUGACUCGACAUUCGUUACCGUACACGUGGAACGUGGAGUCCAAUAAUGGCAUAGCUUUGAAGAAACCAGAACUGGACAUCCCGGAGUCGGGAUGGGUACCGUCUCACGUCCAGGUGUUCCGGCUCAAGUUGCCGUGCACGGGUGUAGUGAGCUCCGAGGUACACGUUCUGCUCACUAUCAACAUAACUGCCGUUAAUCCGAAACACGGCGAUAUAUCAUUGGUGUUUCACCGGAACAAGAUAUGUCUGAAGACCACCGACAUGCUCUUAGACUCGCUCAUCGGUAAAGAUGGUUCGUUGGAGACCAACCUGAUUAACGAAUUGCCUCCAAGCCAACAGCAACAGCCUGCAAAGUCUCCAGCCCAACCACCACUGCUGUCGACACGACCACAACCCGACAACGAAAAAUCAUUGAUAAUGCAACCUUCGUAUAGUGGAACAGCCGGAACUGUGCAGGUUGCAACUGCUGUGGCGACUACUGGCAGUGGAAAUACCGCAUUAACUUCGCCCAAACAAGGUGACGAAACGCCUGAAGAGUUGGUACCCACGCACGGUGCGUUCUUCUUUGCACUCGGUUGUGGGUUUGCGCUUAUAGUCACUCUGGUGGCCGUUACGUUCGCUCUGGCUUACAAGCGCACCAACAAAUCGUUGCUCAUCAGGUCUAAAUCCAAAGAGUCAUUGCACACCAGUUAUACGAGUGCCGCAUACGUGGCCAACCCCAAUGUUUUGGUGCGCGUCGGCUCGGUGACCAGCACCAGUGGUACUUACGCGACCAUCAGAAGCUUGCGGAAAACAGCUGCAUCAAUGGCAGAAGACGAUCUCCCGAACCACUGUGUAAUCGGUGGAGUUGCCGGAAACAAAGUGAGUAGUCACGUGUCGCCAUACGCCACCAGCUACGUGGCGACGGCAGCCGGAAGUAAUAAUUAUCACGUCUACUCGAAACCAGCGUCGCCCACGGCAUCCAAAAUAUCAUAUUACGCCUGCACGCCACUGAUGGCCGUUAAUGAUCGGAGAGUGUGUGAUGACUUGGACGAGCGUAUACGCCAGCUGGACUCGCGUGGCGCCAAGGUCAAGUUGGAAAGACUUCUCCAGGAGGGCGCUUUCGGUAGAGUAUAUCAAGGCACGUAUAAAAACAACAACGCUGGAUCGCAGGAAGUGCUCGUCAAAACCGUUACAACUGAUGCUGCAUCUCAACAAAAUAAAAUGUUUUUGACUGAAAGUUUGAUGUUGCAUGGUUUACCGGGUCAUGUAAACAUAUUACAACCAAUGGCUGUGUGUCAGUACUCAAAUAAACCAACUGCAAUAUUAUAUCCGUUCAGUAACAAAGGAAAUCUUAAAAAGUUUCUAUGCGAUUGCAAAAAGAAAAAUAACGACUACUACAACUUAACCACAAAAGACAUUGUUAACAUGGCUGUACAACUCUGCUUAGGCAGUGUAUUCCUUCACAGCCAAGGUAUCUGCCACAAGGACAUAGCUACCAGGAACUGUGUCGUGGACGAAAAGCUGCGAGUCAAAUUAGCCGAUAGCGGAUUGUCUAGAGACCUAUUUCCUGAUGAUUAUUCAUGUCUGAACGACAACGAAAACCGACCCAUCAAGUGGAUGGCCCUUGAAAGUAUCACUUUACGCACCUACAACGGUGCCUCAGAUAUAUGGUCGUUUGGUGUUUUGCUUUGGGAACUUGUGUGCUUAGGUGCUCAGCCCUAUUCGGAAAUUGAUCCGUACGAUCUGAGUCUUUACCUACAAGAAGGAUACAGGCUAUCGCAACCAAUCAACUGCCCGGACGACCUGUUUGGGAUGAUGACAUUCUGUUGGCUACCUAGCCCGGAAGAACGACCAUCAUCCGCUCAAGUAUUGGCGUGUUUACAGGACUUCCAAAAAACUCUAAACCAGUUUAUCUAAAAUGGAUUUUUCCUUAUUUUACUAUUUAUUAUUUUUUAUAUUUUGUUAAAUAUGUUGAUGUACAUUAAAUUACUUACGAUAUACGAUUAGAGGUGCUAUGUAUGUAAGCGUUGAACAUUAUUUUGAAGAAAACUUUUUUUUAACGGACAACGACAAAAAUUAAUGGGAAAUCACAGAAUGUUGGAAUAUGGUGAGAAAUGAAACUGCCAUUUAUUACAUAUUUAAGUAAAACAAUUCAAUUAUUUAAACUUUAAACAUAUUAAUACGUAAAUAUUAUAUACCUUUAUGUGUACAUUUUUUUAAUUGCAUG
Molecule: messenger RNA, 2851 nt
Organism: Rhopalosiphum maidis (corn leaf aphid)
Lineage: Eukaryota; Metazoa; Arthropoda; Insecta; Hemiptera; Aphididae
Product: tyrosine-protein kinase Dnt-like
Exons: 12
Coding region: 433-2541 (702 amino acids)
Biological process (GO): multicellular organism development; cell surface receptor protein tyrosine kinase signaling pathway; protein phosphorylation
Cellular component (GO): signaling receptor complex
Molecular function (GO): protein kinase activity; ATP binding
Source: RefSeq, a predicted model, not a curated record